This is a messenger RNA of Punica granatum (pomegranate), 2281 nucleotides long. NCBI's taxonomy places the organism in Eukaryota, Viridiplantae, Streptophyta, Magnoliopsida, Myrtales, Lythraceae. The record is from RefSeq and is a predicted model, not a curated record.
ACUGUAAAACCCUUUCUUGAGCCCUCCCUCCUUCUCCUCUCUCUCUCUCUCAAUGGCUUCGGAGAUGAUGAGUUCUGAUUCUGCAACUGAGCACAGGACUGGCGUCGUGAAUGGCACUUCGGCUUCUGUCCCUGAAGAUGAUUGUUCCUCCAUUGUUGAACUUGCGGGAGAUCAAGAACUGGGAACUGGGUCUAAGUCUUGCUGCCUUGGAGGGGCUCUGGUCUCGGAGGAGAAGAUUGCCCAGAUGGGUCCUUCGUCUGGUUCUGAAGCGGAGAGCGGCUUUCAAGAACCUGAGGAUAUCUGCGGAGUUGUCGUUUCCAAUGAAGAGAGAGGCGAAAUGGAGCAGCCGCUGAGAAGUUCCUCAAAUUUCGGGGACUUCUUGGGUUCUGGUGGAAAUACAGUUGCUGGGGAUGUCGGGAGGAUCGAUGGCUGCGAUGGAGCUGACAGGCUUCUUGAAGUUAGGAAGAAGCAACUGCUCGAUGAACUCGAAGGAGGGUCGAUUUUUCGGGGUAUCGGCCCAUUGGAGCACCCAGAUGAAAGGGUCAUGAUCUUGCCACAUGUCGACGGGCAGAAAUUUGUGAAAGGAGUUGAUGCGUACCUGAGAAGUUCAUUGAAGGUUGAAGUUAUCGAUGACACAGCAGUGAUUGAACCCAUAAUGAUCGGCCCUGGGACUGGAAAUGCGAAGAAGAAGAACAUCCCGAAAGAGGACUUGGAGGGGAAGAAGUCGAAACGGGCAAAGAAAAGAGGGAAGGGCGGGAAACCGGGCUCCGAAAAGGUGGAAGGCUCGGCCCGACUUGCUUGGAAUAGUAAAGACGGAACCAAGAGAAUGUACUCGAGUGAGGAGAUGGAGGCUCUGAGGUUUGUGGGAGUUGUGGAGCAAAGAAAGCUGUGGAGGGAGAUCUACAAUGGACUCGGGUCAGUGGUGGCAAAGGAGUACUCGAGCCUCACUGCACAGAAGAGUCAGCAGCAGCAGGGCAAGUCGAUCUCUGAAGCAUCGAAUCCUCUUAGGAGGUCUCAUGGCCGUGGUAUUCUCGGUGAAGAUUCUAGUAAAGAAGACGGCGCAAAACUAGACAAAUGGGGAGGUAAGGAGGCAGCCAAUGCAAAUCCUUCACGUCCGGCUAGGGGUCAGAGUGUCAGUUGUGAUUAUGACUCGACGAAUUUAGAAGAGGAGGAUGGUGAUGAAGACAGUGAAGAUAGCGAUGAGUACUAUGCAAACAUCCAACGGCCUGCUUUUGCUGUCGAGGGAGAGCCUAAUUUUGAAGCAGGCCCACCAGAAGAUGGGCUUGAAUACCUCAGGAGAGUCAGGUGGGAAGCGGCACAGAUCCCAAAUGUGAAGGUGGCUAAGCUUGAUAGGAGUAAAUUGAACAAAGAACAGAGCGUUUACAUGCCAGUGAUUCCUGAGAUAGCAAAAUGUCCCGAGCACUUGAUGCCCUCAAAGCAAUGGGAGGAUGAGUUUCUUGCUGAUUUCUCAAAGCUGCGGAUGGCCUUCUUACAAGCAGAGGCUUCCAAAGUCGGGGCAUCGGACAAAUCACAACUCAAAUUCGUCCUCGGGAACAAAAAUUUCUCGAGUCAUCUUUCUGCCAUUGGAAACUUCGAUAAUGCAGAGGCUGAAGAAGAAAGACAAACCACAUCUACUACGGAGACCCCAUCUCCGAAGGUUCUCAAGAUCGAUUCUGCAAGCGGAUCCCCUACACUGUCUAUGCUUCUUUCGAUGGAUUCGGUCUCUCGGGUUUCAAGCCUGAGGAAACGAAUAAGUGCCUUGGAGGCCACAAAUGUGCUCUCAAGGGAUGACUGCCUGUGGAUUUUCGCUCUCUGUGCAGCCGUAGACACUCCUCUUCAUGCUGAUACCUGUGCCUCUCUCCGGUCUCUGCUGAGAAAAUGUGCGACCCUGCGGGCUCAGAAGGAGGAGGUGGAUGACGAGACAAUAAUGUUGAAUAUCCUCGCCACCAUUUCGGGGAGGUUCUUUGGUCAGUCUGACAUGUAAAAUUAAAAACUUAAAAAGAACAUAAGCACUAUCGAUGUAUUGAGUUUUUCCUUCGUUUUCUCUUUUAUGCGGAAUAUCGAUUUGAUAUGAAGGCACAGUAAGUUCUGAUAUACUUCACAUGGGUGGGUUUUAUUGAAGUUUUGUCAGAAGUCCGGGCGUGACAUUCUUCUUGCUUCAACUCAUGAUCAUCAACUCUGGCCACAUUCUGGCAACGUUUGGAUCUACUGUUGUUCCAUCCACGGGACAGACUUGCUGGGAUAAACAUUGGCCUACUUUGAUUGGAGGUAAUUUUUCGUG